Salvelinus fontinalis (brook trout) is the source of this 13170-nucleotide messenger RNA. RefSeq names its product leucine-rich repeat neuronal protein 3-like. The transcript is spliced from 2 exons. The record is from RefSeq and is a predicted model, not a curated record. The coding region runs from base 826 to 2946 and encodes 706 amino acids. Lineage: Eukaryota; Metazoa; Chordata; Actinopteri; Salmoniformes; Salmonidae. Gene Ontology annotation, molecular function: protein binding.
ACGGGUGAAUUCAGCCAACCAGACUCGGGAUGCUGCGAGCGCCGUGCCUGGAUCUCCAACGCUAUUGGCUGUUCUCUGGAGAGCGGAGGUUGUUCUGAUAUUAAUGAGUGUUGAGCAGAAAGCACCAUGUCUCUGUGACAGCUGAUCGAGGGGGAGAUGCGCCGUUAACCACCGUGGAAAAGGACACGGGGGAUAGAGGCUCUUCUACCAAUCCAACAGCUAUCUCUGCUUGUGGACUUUCGGUUUUCUGAUAGGGAACAAUACUGGGAAGAAGGAAAAUCUGGAGCUGGUCUCUCUCCAACUGCGUAAAAAUAAGAAGCCGCCGUCUAGGCUUGUCUGUGUUGCGCGCUCUCUCUCCUCCGUCUCUGGACCAGUGCGCUAGAUGGGGAUAUAGGGAAUACUUAUCUGUCGAUGUGAGAAGAUGACUAUUGCGGGUGGGAAUGGACUCAUUUGACGAUGCUGGCAGCUAGUAACAACGUCGAGAGAUGGAUGUGAUUCAUCUUCAAAAGAAAGCAGAGCGUUCUGGCUGCCCCAGAUGUGCUUAGCAGGACUGUAGCUUCCUGAGGUAUAUGUACCAUCGUUAUCUACUUGGGCCUGUAUGACUGAAGUCUUGACUCCAACCCUUACGCCCAGGAGGGAAAAUUGAGCGGUUGGACGCCAGUACAACCACAGCAAAACAAAAGCCCCCUGGGAAACGCUCCCUACCGGUGGGGGGUAGUCAGUCGCUAUAGCAACAGCAACAAAUUAUUCAUUAUUUGUGAAGUUAACAGCUCAGACCACUUAAUCCACAAAGACCAAUUACUUACUGGAGGGAAUCGGGCCAAUAUGAAGGACGUGUCAUUUGUAGAUUGUUUCUUCGUGGGCCUUGCCAUGACUGCCUUUGUUCUGGCCUCUGAGGAGAGAGUCGAUUGCCCUCAGCUAUGUGUGUGUGAGAUCAGACCCUGGUUCUCUCCCAGCUCCGUGUACAUGGAGGCCCCAAUUGUUGACUGUAAUGACUUGGGACUUUUCACUCUGUCUGGGAGAUUACCAACGGACACACAAGUGCUAUUGCUGCAGACCAACAACAUUGCAAAGAUUGAGAGACCUUUGGAUUACCUGGCCAACAUCACAGAGAUUGACUUGUCGCAAAACAACUUAUCCUCGAUGAGUGACAUCCACCUCGGGCGGCUUCCUCAGCUGCUGUCCUUGCACAUGGAGGAGAACUGGAUACGCCAGCUGCCAGAUAGCUGCCUGGCAGAGCUGGCCAACCUUCAGGAGCUUUACAUGAACCACAACCUGAUCUCCUCCAUCUCCCCCACGGCAUUCCAGGGUCUCCACAACCUCCUCCGGCUCCACCUCAACUCCAACAAGCUGCAGACGAUCAGUAGUGAGUGGUUCGACACCAUACCCAAUCUGGAAAUACUCAUGAUUGGGGAGAAUCCGAUCACCUCCGUUCAAGACAUGAACUUCAAGCCCCUUUGUAAUCUCCGAAGUCUAGUUCUGACCAGGAUGAACCUAUCGCAGUUACCCGACGGCGCUCUAUCUGGCCUCGACAACUUGGAGAGCAUCUCGUUCUACGACAACACCUUCCUCGAAGUUCCCCACGCAGCUCUGAGGAACUUAAAGAACCUCAAGUUUCUGGAUCUAAACAAGAAUCCCAUAGGGAGGAUACAGCGUGGAGAUUUUGCAGACAUGCUCCACCUCAAAGAGCUGGGCAUUAACAGCAUGCCGGAACUGGUCUCUAUCGACAGCUUCGCCCUCAACAACCUCCCCGAACUGACUAAGAUCGAGGCCACCAACAACCCCAGGCUCUCUUACAUCCAUCCCAAUGCUUUCUACAAACUGCCCAGGCUGGAGACAUUGAUGCUGAAUGGGAACGCGCUCAGCGCCCUACACAGGAUUACCGUGGAGUCCCUCCCCAACCUGCGGGAGGUGAGCAUGCACAGCAACCCCAUCCGCUGCGACUGUGUGGUCCGCUGGAUGAACAUGAACAAGACCAACAUACGCUUCAUGGAACCGGAUUCGCUCUUCUGCGUGGAGCCUCCCGAGUACGAGGGCCAGCAUGUCCGGCAGGUCCACUUCAGGGAGAUGACAGAGAUCUGUCUGCCUCUCAUCUCUCCUGAGAGCAUGCCCGGGCACGUCAGCGUCGACAACGGGAGUUCUGUAUCGCUCCACUGCCGGGCCUUUGCCGAACCCGAACCGGACAUCUACUGGAUCACACCUUCUGGUACCAGGGUCCUGCCCAAUACCGUUUCAGAUAAAUACUAUAUGCACUCAGAGGGAACGUUUGACAUCUACGAUGUAACAGAGAACGAGGCUGGACUGUACACCUGCGUUGCCCACAAUCUGGUCGGCGCAGACCUAAAGUCAGUCUCGGUGGAGGUGGAUGGAUACUUCCCCCGACCUGCCAACGGCUCUUUGGACGUCAACAUCAAAUCAGUGCAGUCCAACUCGGUCCUGGUGGCCUGGAAAGCCACCCAUGGCGGUCUGGCUCCUAACAUAAAGUGGUACAAGGCUUCCGACCCCAACCACCCGACCAUGGCAUUCACUGCACGCGUACCGUCUGAUGUGAAAGUGUACAAUCUCACACAUCUGACUCCCGCCACCCAGUACAAGGUGUGUGUGGACAUCCGCGGCAUCCUCUACAAACACGACACCAAAUGUGUCAAUGUCACCACAAAGGGAUUAGAGCUGGCGGCCAAGGACACUGAAAAGUGGCACGCGGCAGUAAUUGCUGUCUUUGGUGUGCUUCUCGCUGUGAUUUCAGUGGCCUGUCUGCUUAUUUAUGUGUCUCUGAGGAACCACCACCUUUGUGGGGAUUUAAGGAAAUGCCACUCCAAAGCGUCAUUGACACCGGUGGCCGGCCUGCACUCUCCUUUUACGAGGCUGUGGGUCUCAGGGAACGGACUGCCAACUGCAGUGGAAGUGAAACCCACAGUCAUAAAUGUAUCUGACAAUGCCUUUUAAAGAACUAUACGCCCGUGGAGCUUACCACACAAUCGCAAAGAAUGGACAAAGCGUAUAAAAAGGAGAAACCUGCAGUAACUGUUUAAAAAUGUGCAUCGGCUUCCUUUUAGCUUUGACUCUGACAUUCUGGAAAAAUAUACACCAUCAUUGAAUUGAGGAGUAACCGGUAGGAGGGAGACAGACCACUCUCUUGGUUACAACAUAGUAUCUGACGUGGCGGCUUUAUAACAAUGCAAUUGCUUUAUCAAGCUAACAUCACCAGGGAGACCGUUUUUCCCUGCUCAAACACACAGUUCGACAUCCCUGGGUUCUUCACAGAGUACAGAUAGAAUAAGAGAAUAUGAUGACGAUGGUGUUCUCUCUCUUGUAAUUGACUGUUAAAUGUGUUAAGAAUAGUGGAACUGUCCUUGUGGUCCCCAAGCAAUAGCGUCUGUGCUGUACAACAUCCAUAGGUGGGAUAGAGAUGACAACUGUCUAUAACGGAGGAACUAUGUAGUAGAAUAGACAAUAAUAAUGACUAUGGUGUAAAAGUUUUGAUGAAUAUACCCUUUUUUCUAUUUAGAAAGAGAGGAUUUUUGUUUUUUCAUUGAUAAAUUGUUAUAUAUUCUAUCUGCUAAUGUAAACAUAAAUCCUCUGUUGUAAUAUCUGGACAGUAAACUGGUGUGAUAUUAAUAAUGACAGACACAAAUUAAUCUCAUAACAUCAUUAUGCUAAAUAAAAUGAUACGGCGUAUGGGUACAGUAUAUAUACUGGGUAUUUAACAAAUGAGAGGGUAUUUAAGAAAUGGUUGUUUGCAAGUGUUUGAAGAAGGAUCGAAGUAUCUUGACAAAGGCAGACCUUGAGUUGAUGGUGAGUUCAUGGUCUGAAUGUUGCUGUCUGUCUCUGACAUCUCCCAGAGAGGAAUGAUUGUGGUUUCCCACUGGGCAAAAACUGGUUAAAUCAACAUUGUUUCCACAUAAUUUCAACAACAAAAAAUGAUAUGUGAUGACGUUGAAUCAAUGUGGAAAACUGAUUGGAUUAGAAAAAUGUCAUCAACAUAAGGGUAUUUCGUCUUUCCCCCCCAAAAUUUUAACCUAACUCCAAUGACAUGGUGGAAUUUGUUGUUGACUUCACGUUUAAUUCAAGUUGACAACUCAACCAAAUGAAAAUCAAAACUAGACGUUGAACUGACGUCUGUGCUCAGUGGGUUGUUAUGCCCCGGUAAGUGCCUACUACAAGAACUACACGAGAAGUACACAGGAAGUACACAAGAACUACUACAGAGAAAUAACAACAAGGCCAUGUCAUAUCUGCAGACUCACAAGCUAAUCUCAAGUACUUUUAGUGAAAAUACAUUCUUAGUAUUUUUGGCAUAUAAACAUUUUUAAAAAAACGUUGCGUUCUUGCUUUGGGUGUAAAGUUAUAAAAGCCAUUUUUUAUAUUGACUGUACUGUCUGUGAUAUCUGGGCACAACUGGGACUGAGAUAAGAAUCUGUGCUGAGGGGAAAAAAAUGUAAUAAACAUCAACGUUUCUUUGCAAUCAUAGGGUUAGUCCCUCUCUCCCCUUUCUUCAGAGUGCUGAAAUAAUGUGUAUUAUCUCACUACAUGACAAUCAUCACAGUGGACUUGAUGAAAACACGAUACAGCCUUUUGUGUUUCAUGACCUUUUAUAUUGCCAGGAAACCUUGAUAAUGGUCACCCGGCAUUUCAUAUAACAGCAAAAAUGCCUAUUGGAACACAAUGUGAAUAUACUGUAUUAUACGAGUUUGUAUGUAUUUUAGCCUACGUUGUUAUUCCCAGAUACACCCCAAUACAGCCUUAUUAACUGGCUCGUUAGGGACAUGUUCAUUCUUUAGACAGAGGUCUUGUGGUCUGAACAAACCCAGCAAAGUCAGUGUCACAGUCAAGUAGAGCGGAAAGACACAAUGUCCCAAUGACACAAUGUCCCAAUGACAACGCUCUGCAAGGGAAGUUAGCCGGUUAAAGCUUGCUCCAAAGCAGUCGGAAUCGGAAAAUCGCAUUAUAUUUGUUUCAUUAAGGAUCCGAUGCUGGAGUCCCGAACAUAAAAAUACCAGACAUGAUGAAUGUCUGUCAGGGGCAGAGUGACAUGGAGGAUUUAUCAGACAGGACCUGCCUCGUACAUCACUGCAGCCUUCAGCACCAUGGACAGGGCUUUUAGAGCUCAGCCAUUUGUCAUAGACAAAGGGAGCUAAAAUGUGAGCAGAGCCCCUCCGCUCAGGUAGUGGCUCAGGUCAGACUGAGCUGAACGUUGCCAGUCUGCCCGAGUCUGACGCACACAGAGGCACACACAGACUGUACAUAUACUACCGUUCAAAAGUUUGGGGUCACUUAGAAAUGUCCUUGUUUUUGAAAGAAAAGCACAUUUUAUGCCCAUUAAAAUAACAUCAAAUUCGUCAGAAAUACAGUGUAGACAUUGUUAACAUUGUAAAUAAUUUUUUUAUGGAAUAUGUACAUAGGCGUACACAGGCCCAUUAUCAACAACCAUCGCUCCUGUGUUCCAAUGGCAUGUUGUGUUAGCUAAUCCAAGUUUAUCAUUUGAAAGGCUAAUUGAUCAUUAUUAAAACCUUUUGCAAUUAUGUUAGCACAGCAGAAAACUGUUGCGCUGAUUAAAUAAGCAAUGAAACUGGCCUUCUUUAGACUAGUUGAGUAUCUGGAGCAUCAGCAUUUGUGGGUUCGAUUACAGGCUCAAAAUGGCCAGAAACAUCAUCAGUCUAUUCUUGUUCUGAGAAAUGAAGGCUCUUCUAUGUGAGAAAUUGCCAAGAAACUGAAUAUCUCAUACAACGCUGUGUACUACUCCCUUCACAGAACAGAAUAAACUGUCUCUAACCAUUUCUCAGAACAAGAAUAGACUGACGAGUUUCAGAAGAAAGUUCUUUGUUUCUGGCCAUUUUGAGCCUGUAAUCGAACCCACGAAUACUGAUGCUCCUGAUACUCAACUAGUCUAAAGAAGGCGAGUUUGUUUCAUUGCUUCUUUAAUCAGAACAACAGUUUUCAGCUGUGCUAACAUAAUUGCAAAAAGGUUUUCUAAUGAUCAACUAGCCUUUUAAAAUGAUACACUUGGAUUAGCUAACACAACGUGCCAUUGGAACACAGGAGUGAUGGUUGCUGAUAAUGGGCCUGUGUACGCCUAUGUAGAUAUUCCAUUAAAAAUCUCCCGUUUACAGCUACAAUAGUCAUUUACAACAUUAACAAUGUCUACACUGUAUUUCUGAUCAAUUUGAUGUUGUUUUAAUGGACAAAAAAUGUGCUUUUAUUUCAAAAACAAGGACAUUUCUAAGUGACCCCAAACUUUUGAACAGUGGUGUAUAUACACACAAGCAGGCAAGCACACACAAACAAACACAGAUACACACACACACACACACACACACACACACACACACACACACACACACACACACACACACACACACACACACACACACACACACACACACACACACACACACACACACACACACACACACCUUGUGAUAUCUUUACCCUGACGACAUCAUGAGGUGCUACUGUGGCUAAAAGCUGUGUGCUCUAUGUGCCCACAAGGAGAACAGUGUGUUCUUAGAAGAACCAACAGCUCGUGGGGUAUUAUUAUGUUUUAUCACGAACCCAUGAUUUGAUUACAUCCUUGGAUGAACAGGCUCAAGACUUAUCCACAAAUUCGUUUCUCCCCUCUGUCUACACCUCUCUCCCCAUCUCUCUCUCUCUCUCUCUCUCCCUCCCUCUCUCUCUCUAUCUCUCGAAGCGGGUAUGAACUCAGGUGAUAGCUUUUUCCCUGUAAUUGUACAUUCCCAGCCACCUAUUUGAGAGACAUCGGGAUUUAACUUAAAUCCUACAUGAAAAGAGCCAGUGAGGUGCAGCCAUUUAAUCCACAGAGGGCGUAAAGAGAGAGAGUUUCUGAUGAAUCUUCAAAUAUUUUCUUUGAAUCACUUUCUGCUAUUAUUUAAAAAAAAAUCCCCAUCUGCAAUGCUGAGAUAUUAAAGCAUUCUCUCUGUGCACAUUGGUUUUAUUAUCUAUGUGUAUAUUAAGGUAUUUCGGCCAGUUAUACAGUUCCAUUUAAUUAUGCAAGGAUCAUCUCUAACCAAUGUCAAUCUCCAUGGUGGUAGAAGCUAUUAUUAAUGAGCUCUUAUGGAAUUAAACAAAUGUAUAUAACAUUUUAAGACAAAUGCAGUAAUAAUGGUUAGUUUAUAUUUGCUUUCGUCAGUCUUUGCUAUAUUUGUAUUUAUUGCGUGUGCUGUGGGUUAUGAAAAAGGAUUUCAUAAGUAUAACAUUGUUUAAUAAUUAUUCAUAUGAAUGUAUAAAUCAAAGUAUGCGUAAUGCCAUGUGUAAUGUAGUGUGACAGUCAGUGUGUACUACUGUGUACUAUUCAGUAAAAUAAGUAAAUGAUCCAUUGGAAGCAAUAAGGAAACUCUCCUUUAUCUUUCUCGGCAUCUCCGUAGAAAGUUACAAUCUAUCGGUUUCCACUGUCCGUAGUCAUUUGUGCUCGGAGUCCAGCCAGCGAGUCUUCGGCAGAAAGAUCCAUGUAUACUAGAGUUGUUAUUUUGUUAAUCGAUCAAUUUGAACACUACGCACUAUAAUCUUUACACAACAUACAAAGUGCAAACCUUAAAAUGAUUUUGAAUACUAAUAAUGUGUACAUCAAUAGUAUUGUUUGAACCUUUAUUCACACCAGAGGUCAAAAGCCUUGAAUGGGAUUAUUGAAUUGAAGCAUUUUAUAUAAUUUCACACCAUGUAUAGAAAACACACACAGCUAGCUGUAGAUGCCAGUAGCAGGUACUAUAAAAGAGGUCAAACAACUCUAUAAGCUCUCCAUAUACCUUAUUACAGCUAGACAUACCUACAUAGGUCAGCCUGGGCAGCUACAGGCAACAUUUCCAAUACAAGUGAAAUGUCAACAUUUAUUUAUAAUCCCAGUGCAGCUAUAUGGCACCUUAAAUGUAUUAAAUGUAAUUAUUUAUCGUAGACGUUACCUGAGUAGCCAGCAAUCACAAGAACAGCCAAGUUGACAUUUAACGAUUUACUGUGACACAGAACUAGGACUUUUCUUCUUUGUCACAUUAGAAAACCAAUCUCAAUCUCUUAGGCAGUAUUAUAUUUUGCGUUCUCCAUUUAGCCUAUAUGACAAAUCAAUAAUUUGCAUCACAGAAAUGCAAAGUCAAUUUGAAUGUUUGUAGAUAACCCAACCAGUCCACAAACCUUGACCUGGAACAGCUGAUAAUAAUAUCAAAUGACAGAGCGAGACAUUUUGUGUACUCCAAACGAAGCACCUUUGUUGUCACGAACCUAGCAUUAGUCCAGACAAUCUCCAUUCCUGACAUGCAUUGCAAUGUAUUUCCUGAAAAGUAGAGACAGGACGUCAUGGUGAAUUUGCCAUAGCUUGUCAAAGGGAAAAUGGUCAAAUGCCAUUUGUCUGUAUCUUUCAGUUCUGCCUGGCCUCUCCAUUUCCAUCUAAACAACCAUCUCUCCCAUUUUCCUUUCUCCUACCUCCCGCUCCCUCUCAGAUAAAGAGACGCUGUCCGCCCUACCGCCACAUGCAGACACACAAAGACAGAAAGACACUGACUCUCUCUCUCUCACACACACACACACACACACACACACACACACACACACACACACACACACACACACACACACACACACACACACACACACACACACACACACACACACACACACACACACACACACACACACACACACACACACACACACACACACACACACACACAGUCUCCAAAAACACAUCUGCAAUCAUCAGUCGCUUUCUUCUUACGGAGCCAAAUUGAUUGGAGCUCGGCUGUGAGGCUAAUAGAGCGUUGAUCCAUAGAGGACUGUUAUCACAUUUGCAUGUUUCACUUGAUUACCAACCUGACACUGCCAGUAAAGUUACCACACGUGCACACUUGGGUGUCUUUGACAUUUUAAAUAACAAAAAGUAAACCUGCAGAAAGUAAACAAAAUUCCCCUUAUAUCGGAGCGUCCUAUAGGCAUCAUAUAGCAUUGUCUUACGUCAGAUAGCGUGACGACUCCGUGCCUCCGUCUGCAGUGCCGGUUGAGGGACGAGGGUCGUGUAGGAGUGACGCCACCUGUAGGAAGACAAUGAAGCACAGGAUCUGUUAGACAUACACAUUACGACGUAAACAGUAUGAGACGUUAUUGACAAACAAAACAAUGAAAUGUGUCCUAUACAUCUUUCCAUCAAUGAGAAAAUCUAAUUCAAAAUGAAUGGAGGAAGGAUAUGACACCAUGUGGUGGUUUUUGUGCUAAUUGGCCAUCCCAUCCUCCCGUUGCCAAAUGGAUAAUUGCUUUCCUGAUCAUUGGUGGAUCGACUACACUCCUCUCUUGUUUCUGUGCUGUUUCCUUAGCGAGCAGAGCCAUGCUUGCAUGCAGCUGUUAUGAACAGAUCAAUGGCAAGCAAACCUAAUGGGCUGUCCUCCACGUGCAUGUGCUUGCAAUGAUGGGGAGAAAGAGUGAAAGAGUUCCAAACGUGCGUCAGCUGCAACAUGAUCAUGAUGAGAGGGCUGUGUUUUCUAAAUGUUCUAGAAUCCUGGCUGUCCAUGGUCAUGUUCUAGAUUAGAACCUGCUCUAAGAAUACCUCACAAUUGGCCAUUUGCUAUUUUGCUCUGUAGGAGAGAUGAGAUGUCUGGCCUGGAUGGAACUCAUCUCUCUGUGUGUUCUGCUUUCCGCGAGAGGUGGCCUCAUUCUGGUGAUGUAAUGACGACAGAGUAGAGAUGGAUUUUGGUAGAUGGGGAUGGAGAGAGGAAGGAAGGCUCUGGAGGCCUGUUCAAUAUAGGAACGGAGACAGUCAAAAGCCACAUCCACAGCAAAUACAAUGUGCUCUCCUUUAACCGAGGUCUCACCAAAGUUCGUUAUUAGGUCAUUGUUACUGGUAUGGGAGUAAACAUGUUCUGUUUUAUAAUGUCCUUGCUGUGUCUCUGAGUAUUGAUUGAAUCCAGGGGUUUCAUUUCAUGUACAGUACGUCUAAUGAUCUGUGAGAGGUAAUUCUCGGUAUGUUAUCAAAUUGGCUUCGAGAAAUAUCCUCAAAGCAGGUACCUAGCCUAAUAUGGCAUUAUGAUAAUGAUAUACCCGCAUCCGAAGCAGGCUUAUAGUAUAUUAUGGUGUUUCCCAUUUGGACUCAGAGUAGCAUGAAGAAAUAACAUGCUAAAUAAAUGACAUGUUAGAGAUUCAUGAUUAUACUGCUCAGGCGUAUGAUUUCCCCAUCAUUCACAAAAACCGGAAUAGCUAUAUUUACCACACGGUUGUGUGUUGUGGUAAAUCUGUACAUGUCAAAUGGCAACCCUCAAAAGGAAGGCAACAUACAUACAGUGCCUUCAAAAAGUAUUCGCACCCUUUUACUUUUUCCACAUGCUGUUGUGUUACAAAGUUUGAUUGACAUUUAUUUAAUUGUCAUUUUCUGUCAACCAUCUACAAAAAAAAAUGAUGUAUUGUCAAAGUGGAAGGAAUAUUAUAACGUUUGUAAAAAAAAAAAAUCAAUACAAAUAAAACACUAAUACACAGCGUCUUGAUUAGAUAAAUAUUCAACCCCCUGAGUCAAUAGAUGUUAGAAUCACCUUUGGCAGCGAUUAGAGCUGUGAGUCUUUCUUUGUAAGUCUCUAAGAGCUUUCCACACCUGGAUUGUGCAACAUUUGCCCAUUAUUGUUUUCAACAUUCUUCAAGCUCUGACAAAUAUGGUUGUUGAUCAUUGCUAUACAACCAUUUUCAGAAGAACAUGUAACCCUCCUGUUGUGUUCGUUUCAUUUGAAUUAAUUCUGUGUUCCUGGUCCAAAAUGACCGCCCCAUUAUAGCGGAUUAUAAAUCCAUAAUAAUCCAUAUAUUAUCAGCUAAUGUUGUGUUAGAUGUUUUUAUCAACUUAAGUUAUUGUGAACAUUACAAGUUUUGAACUUCUAUUUUCUAUUUAUGGCCUGUAAGGCCUCAUUGACCUGAGCUCAUACAACUCGCUUUUGAGUAAAAAAAAAAAGCAUAAUGUAUGGAUUAUUUUGACUAUAACAAAUACUCAGAUGAAACAUUUUGUGCUAUUUAUCACAGACUACUUUGUGUCAAAGUUUAACAAGUACUCUCUUCUCACCAGUGUCAUGAUCAAAGAUAUGAUCAAGAGCCUCACAUACAGUAUAUCGUUUGGUCAUUGUGCUGCCACAGAAUGAAUUGUGAGCAAGGCCUCAAAAAAGCUUUAUAUACCAGAGCUGUGAGAAAAGAUCUAUAUAAUAUUGAAACAAUGUUGCGAUUGUAUGUGAGAAUGCCAAGAGGUAUGGUUCCUGUGGGGGAAAGGUUCCUGUGGGGGUUGCCAUGGAAGCCAAGAAGGGGAGUGAGGUGUGUGUGUGUGUGUGUGCUCAAACACACAUACAUGUGGGGGUCUGGGAGAGGAAGUGUGUCCAUCUGAUGAAUGGGCAUGUGCCUGAACUCAACUUUAUACACUAAUUGCAGUCUCACCCAUUCAUUUCUAAUGACCGGUCAUUUUUGACAGGGAACACCACAGGUGUACAAAAGUUACAUAAAACACCCAAAAUGUAAUAAAAAUCAUCAAAACGUAUUGUGUGUGUUCAGAUGCCCUGUGUAGACAUGGAACCUUACGACAAUCAGAUUAAAUGACCUACAUUUUCCAGAGAGAAAACUUGUGAAUCGGUCCAAUUCGACCAGAACCCAGCAGGAGGGUUUCAGUCAAAAUUAUUACUCAGCCACUCAAGAAUAUUCACUGUCUUCUUAGUACACAUCUCCAGUGUAUAUUUAACUUUGUGUAUAAGGUUAUUGUCCUGCUGAAAGGUGAUUUCCUCUCCCAGUGUCUGGUGGGAAGCAAACUUAACUUAACUUAGCUUUCCUCUGAGAUUUUGCCUGUGCUUAGCUCCAUUCUGUAGAUUUUUUAUCCUAAAACAAACUCCCCAGUCCUUCACGAUUACAAGCAUACCCAUAACAUGAUGCAGCCAUCACUAUGCCUGAAAAAACUGAGAGUGGCACUCAUUAAUGUGUUGUAUUGGAUUUUCCGCAAACAUAACACUUUGUAUUCAGGGCAAAAAGUUAGUUGCUUUGCCACAUUCUUUUGCAGUAUUACUUUACCGCCUUGUUGCACACAGGAUGCAUGUUUAGGAAUAUUAUUAUUCUGUACAGGCUUCAUUCUUUUCAAUCUGUCAAUUAGAUUAAGAUUGUGGAGUAACUACAAGGUUGUUGAUCCAUCCUCAGUUUUCUCCUAUCACAGCCAUAAAAUUCUGUAACUGUUUUAAUAAAGUCACCAUUGGUCUCAUGGUGAAUUCCCUGAAUGGUUUCCUUCCUCUCAGGCAACUGAGUUAAGAAGGACGGCUGUAUCUUUGUAGUGACUGGGUGUAUUGAUACACAAUCUCUAAAAUGUAAUUAAUGACUUCACCAUGCUCAAAGGGAUAUUCAAUGUCUGUGGGAUUAUUUAAGUUACUCUUUAAAGAUAUACUAUUAUGGGGUAUUGUGUGUAGGCCAGUGAUCAAAAAUCUAAAUGUAAUACAUUUUAAAUUCAGGGUGUAACACAACAAAAUGUGGAAAAAGUGGGAAUACUUUCUGAUGGCACUGUACAUCAUUCAUUGUACAUCUCUACCCUGAUGCUUUAUUCAUUUGUAUAUUUCUUCUAUAAAAAUUAGAGCAUGUGCCCAGCAUGUGCUUUAGAAUGCUUCCAUGCUCAUGCAAUAUUCUCUAUGUGGUGAAUUCCAAUGCUAAUUUCCUUAGCAUUUUGGCAUGUUUUUCUAGAUUUAGAACAUGAAACAACAUUUAUAAAGCAAACAUAUUUCAACUGGUUAAGCAUUUUUAGCAGAAUUGUGAUUAAAAUAGAUUUUUUAAUUGGGUUAGCCAUCAGUGACGGAGUUGACAAGCCACUGAUACUCAAAACAAACAUAUUUUUGCCUCUAAAAAUAAAAGUUCAGUAUAAACAUUUGUAAAAUAUGGAAAAGUAUUACUUUCAAAAUCCCCAAUAAAAACAUAACCAUUCUAUCAGAUAUUUUACUCCUCUGACGGAGUUGAUGUUUUACAGAGUUGACACAAAUAAAUGUUAUUUUUCAUUUAAGUGGUAUACACAGUAGCAAUUUUGAUUUUACUCAGUUGCUUUGUGACUCAAAAAAGUAAUUAAAUGUAACACAUUUGACCCAAAAUUAAUAUUCUAUUGUAAUCUAUAAGGCAAAUGGAGUUGACAGUUUAUGGUUGUGUCCAUGGUGAUUCUAAUAUUGUUUGUUUAAAAUAAAACGUUACAGAUCA